Mesorhabditis spiculigera is the source of this 2310-nucleotide messenger RNA. The record is from the annotation of a GenBank genome assembly. NCBI's taxonomy places the organism in Eukaryota, Metazoa, Nematoda, Chromadorea, Rhabditida, Rhabditidae.
AUGGCUACGGAACUGGAAUUUCGGGUGAUACAGGUAAAUAAACUCGUCGACUACGAUGAAAUCUCGCAACAGAUGCUCGUCACCGAACCCUGGAGUUCCGCAAAGGACUGCGAGUACCCACAAAUCCUGCUCAUCGAGACCCGGCGAAAAGCAAACGUGGAAAAGAUGCAGAUCCUGGCUCACAAUCGCUUUAUUCCCCAAAAAAUCGAGAUCGAGACGAACCGGCAGCAUAUAUUGAGUGAUGGGGAGAAGAGCUAUACGAGACUUGGGGAGGUCUCCUUCAAGGAAAAGAAAAGCUCUGCCACAAAGCACGAGCUCAAAAGCGUCUUCAUGGACGAAACUCUAUCCAGAAUCCGGCUAAGAAUCGGCGAAAAUUACAUCAAUCGACACUCGAACCCUUAUAACCAGGUCGGGCUGAUGCAAAUCAAACUUUUUGGCGCCUACGUCCCAGAAGAGCCGGAGAACUACUCAUUCAAAUAUGUCGACGAAAAAGGGAGGCCGAAAAAAGUAGAGCACGAUGGCCUCGAAUCCUCGAGCGAGAUGAUCGACCACAAAUAUACUGAAGAGAUGUUGUCGCUCGGCGGGAUUUUGGACCGGAAUAAGAAGCGCUGUGUACAGGAAGAAAACUUCAAAAAGGCAAAAGAAGCGCAGUUGGCGCAACGAUUGCUGAAAAAAGCUACGAAAGAAAUGGAGGAGCUGGAAAAGGACAAGAAUGAUGCGAUUCAGGAAGAAGACUUCCAACGUGCCCAAGACCUGAAGGACGAAAUGAAGACAUUGAGAGCAAACGUUCUGGCAGCUAUCGACCCAAAAUUACUGGAGGAUGUACCGAAUGAUCCCGGGCCCUCUUCCGAUGACGUCACAAUCCGAAAGCCGGCCUCGAUCUACGAAACGGAUGGCCCGGUGCCUCCUCCCAAGCUUUUCCAACCAAUCCAACUGUCCCCCCGGUCUACGGUAGGCACCUCUGCCAAUCAGCGCGUAAAAACCGGCGUUUCGACAAUCCCAGACUCCCCUACCCCACGCGAGGAUCGUCACCUACUCAACGGCAGUCCGACACGCUCCGAAAUACGUAGCCCAAAACCGAUAGGCGAUCUACCGCUCCGACCGGUGGCUAGAUCGGAAAAGUCGAGACAGAAGACUUCCGGAAAUCGCUUCUACGAGAAGGAGAAUAUGGUGGUUCCGGUAGCGCUGAAGGGCCGUCGAACCUCGGACCCGGAAAUUCAGACGCACCGUCGGCACCGCGAAGAGCCGCCAGCCUUGACCGAAGCUGGGUUCCUUGACGCGAUCCACUCAUCCGAUAGGUCAAUGGCUUCGAGGGCCAUCGACACCUUUGGGUUGACUACGGUCCAAAAAAUCUAUUCGAAAAACUUUAACCAACGCCGCGAGGGGCUGCAAGAGCUGCAGGAGAAGCUGGAGAACAGCAGUGGGACCAAAAAGGCCGGGCCGGCGCUGGAUGCGGCACUUCCGCUUUUGACGAGAUGCUUACGGGAUACGCUAUAUGCGGUAUACACCUCGGCCCUCGACCUAUUCCGCUACAUUGGCCAGACCUUCAUCCCCGAGAAUCGUCUUGAAAAGUCGGGUGCUCAAAAAUACGCAACGGCUACGGCAGAACCACUUAUUUCUGUACUCGGAAAUUCAGCAAAGGACCAGCGACUACCCAGUGAGACGGUUGAUGCGCUCUCAGAUGUGCUGGCUGCCGAUCCAAAGAUCUGCAAAGCAUUCAUGCCUCGCUUGCUGGCCCGCUUCGAGUCGGGUGGGCAGAAAAGCGACCGUCCGAGGGCGGAAAUCGUCUAUGAACGAGCAAAAGCGCUGGGAAUCCCGCAACCGGAAGCCGGUCUCGACGAGAAGACCGUUGGGAAAUUUUCGAUAGCCGCGAUGAAGCAUUCGGAUUCUGAGGUGAAAACGAUCGGGAAGAAGCUUUUCGUUAUGGCCUAUGAAAAUGGCGAUCGGAAAGCAUUACGGAAAAUGCUGCCAGACGACUCGCCAUCUACGCGGAAUCCAGUCUACCGGCAACUUCACGAAGAACUGCGAAGAAUCGACGAUGGAGAGGGGAGGGGGGAGAGUCGAGGAAGGAGGACUGGCACCUCUUCCUCUUCCACCAGACGUCGUGAUUCAGAUGCCUCCGAAUCCAGAAAACCGCUGAAAAGCAAUUUGCGACCAGCAAGCGUUGGGAGAUCAAGAUCCGGCAUCCGGAAGCAGACGAGACGUGGCUCACGAGUCCGACUCCCCACCGCCGAGCAGCCCGAGCAAAAGGAGGAGCUCGACCUGGAUAACACUUCGCGGCAUCCUGAAGAAGCGCAGCUCGAUCGCAAA